This is a messenger RNA of Engraulis encrasicolus (European anchovy), 1647 nucleotides long. RefSeq lists its product as uncharacterized. Lineage: Eukaryota; Metazoa; Chordata; Actinopteri; Clupeiformes; Engraulidae. The transcript has 11 exons. The record is from RefSeq and is a predicted model, not a curated record. Bases 52 to 1647 code for a protein of 531 amino acids.
GAGCUGCACACUGUGGUAAUGGCGUGCUGCGUGAAUGCAACUGUAUGAGCAAUGUCCAAUUGUACUGCAAAAGGUAACGGCACUUUGUGUUUUGUGUCUGCAGCACGACUGGAAGGUCAUCUUCGUGCUUCUGCUCCUAAUAAUCGUACUCGCCGUGACUCUAGGUGUUUUGUGGGUCUUCUGGCGCCCUGCUCAGCCUGGAGGAUGCUUCUGAAGGUGAAGCUCGAACAGAAACAGAAAUAUGUCAAGGUCACAGAGCAUGAUGGGACAUAUAAUUACCAGGAGUUUCACCUAGCAGUCAUGGAGAAAUUUGGUCUGCCUCCUGAGACUGAUGUAAUGUACAAAGACUCUACUGGAACAGAAGUGGAUGCAGACAUCUUCUCCGAACUAGUGGAGAAGGGAGAGUUGUUGUUAAAUGCACAUGUGAAUGAUGAUUCUCUGGACGUGUCGAUAUCCUCCGCUGCAUCAUGUUCAUCUGAAGCCUCUACGGUAAUUUUGGAUGACAGUUUCUCCGAGACUCCAAGUAAGAUACUCAGAAGGGAGACCCCAAGAGAAGCUGCCAAAAAUAUGGUCAAUCAAGUGCUUCUAAGAAAACCAGGGGGAGAGAAGAUUUUCCUGGAGUACCAUAAAACAAAGUCACUUACAGCUACAACUCGGAGACUGCUUGUUAACAUCUUGGUCGCUGACAUGGUGGAGCAGCAUGGCCGGAUCCCUUCCCAGGCCAUUAAGCUGAAGUAUGCGCAAGGCAUUGUGGCGUUAUUCCCGUACCUGGAGGAUCCAUUGUCCAAGCAUGGAUAUGAACACUUUUAUGAUCCUGCAUCAGGCUCCGGCUACAUUUCAUGGCGUCUCAAAACAGUGCAACGGAGUCUUUCUGAUCACUCAAGGACAGCAGCAGCAGCAGAAGAUGACAGCAGUGGUGGGCCAAAGGCUGCAAGACCCUCAGCUUCUCCAAUACAACAGUUGACGGGGCAGGAGUGUGUAGAGGCUCUAUCUAUGAUGAACCAUUCAGCUGAUGAUGCAGUAGUUCGAGAGAAGAUGAUGGCCACUUUUGAACACCGGCAGAAACUUGUCCAUGAUCCCGACACAUCUGUGGAUGUCCUCGAAACGUUCCCAAGAUUUCUUGACAUACCUGGCCUUAUUGAGCAGGACUUUCUUGCUCUUUUUGGACCUGAGACAUCUGGGAAGUUCCUGGCGAAGUGGACAACAUUCUUCAGACCACAAAUCAUUGAAGAUGCCAAAGGGCUGGUAUCCACUGCACAUGUCGAAGAGCUUCUUAGAUCUGCCCAAGGCGAUGGUGGUGGAUGGGACAUUGAUAUCGCUUCAUUAUGCCUGCUGCUGCAUCUCAUUCCACCAACAUCGAAGGGUCACAAGAAAUCUGCGAAAAUCAGUGCACUCCAGGCAGAGGAUUACUUGGUGCGAUAUUUGCAGGCUGGUACAAGCAUGCAGAUUUUCCUGUCCAGCCUGGAACCAUCUCAGCCCUUCAUGCUCUGCGUCGGGGAACAGAAGAACAAGAUCCACAAGUUCUACAUCAUCGUUGACAACCAGGCAAUACCAUGCAAAGCACAAACAUCAGUAGCUGCAUUUGACGAACUGUUCAAGGCACACUUUGUUUUCGGGACGUCAUAUUGUAAGCAGCUGCGACUCUAG